Molecule: messenger RNA, 11929 nt
Organism: Paramuricea clavata
Lineage: Eukaryota; Metazoa; Cnidaria; Anthozoa; Malacalcyonacea; Plexauridae
Source: the annotation of a GenBank genome assembly
AUGUUAUGUCAGGAAGCGGACGCCUUUGCACAAGAUGACAAAGAUAUCGGGUGCAUCAAAUUACACAUGAAAAUCAACUUGACGGACCAUGAACCAGUACAGAAGAAUUAUCUUUCCAUCCCACGACCGUUAUACCCAGAGGUAAAAGCAUACAUCGAGGACCUGCUAAAUAGAAAUUUCAUCCGGAAAUCAAGAUCACCAUAUUCUAGCAGUGUGGUGUGUGUACGAAAGAAGGAUGGUGGGAUGCGCUUAUGCGUGGAUUAUAGAAGUUUGAACAAGAAAACGGUUGCGGAUCGUCACCCGAUACCUUGUAUACAAGAAACAUUGGACAACCUUGGUGGGAACCAAUGGUUUCGUGUACUUGACCAAGGUAAAGCUUAUCAUCAGGGUUUCGUUGAUAGGCAGAGCCAGCCAAUGACAGCUUUCAUAACCCCUUGGGGUUUAUACAAAUGGAUAUGGAUUCCAUUUGGGUUGACCAACGCGCCAGCAAAUUUUCAGAGGUUUAUGGAGAACUGUCUCGACGACUUAAGGGAUAAUAUCUGUAUACCGUAUUUGGACGAUGUUAUUGUCUACUCUAAGACUUUCAGCGAACACUUACACCACCUACAACAAGUUUUGCAAAGACUGAAGGAAUAUGGCGUCAAGCUAAAGCCGAAGAAGUGCAAAUUAUUUAAGAGAGAAGUGACAUUCCUUGGGCGAAUCAUUUCAGCAAACGGAUACCGAAUGGAUCCCAAAGCAACAGAGGCGGUAACGAAAUUGAAAGGAGUUGGACCCAAAACUGUCGGAGAAGUAUGUAAAAUAAUGGGUCUUCUUCGUAUAUCGAUGUUCAAUAGCGAAUUUCUCAAAAAUUGCUAAACCACUAUAUGAUCUGUUGAACUGGGACAAGAAACUGGAGAAAGCAGAGAAGACUUCAAAUGUGACUAAACGAAACACGAGCAAGAAUUCCAACAAUCAACGAUCGUCAAAUUCACCUAUACAAUGGACGCAAGAACAUGCUGAUAUACUGAACAUCCUAAUGGAACGAAUCACGUCACCACCUAUCCUUGCAUAUCCUCAAUAUACUGAACCGUUUAUUGUGAAUACGGAUGCUUCGCAGGAUGGAUUGGGUGCAGUACUCUACCAAAAACAAUCUGGUGUUAUGAGAGUCAUUGCCUAUACCUCGAGAACGUUAAGUCCAGCAGAAAACAACUACCAUCUCCACUCGGGUAAGCUUGAGUUCCUGGCGUUAAAAUGGGCGGUGACGGAACAGUUCCGCGAUUACUUAUACUACGCACCAGAGUUUACUGUAUUUAUGGACAAUAAUCCACUCACCUAUGUUCUAACCACUGCCAAAUUAAAUGCCACGGGAUUAUGCUAAGUGGGCGAGUUAUCUGAUUUCAAUUUCAACAUUAAAUAUCGUCCCGGUGCAAGCAAUACCGAUGCUGACAGUUUGUCUCGACUUCCUGGAUACUUUGAACAGUAUAUGGCGUCGUGCACUCAAGCAGUUUCGCAGGAAGAGCUAGGAGCUACUAUAACAUCCAUCUGUGCUCAGGGCAAUGGUGAUGUAACUUGGCUAUCAUCGCUUACCACUGAUCAAAGCUUGCUAUACGAGGAUGAAACGUUUCUUUUGCACAACCCUAGCUGUGGUCAAAUCAACGUCGUAGACAUUGCACAAGUCCAAGACAGAGAUCGAAACAUCAAGCGUGUAAUAGAUAUCAUCAAGUCUCGGCAAACUCCCACCUUGAAAGAACAAAAACAUGAAACAGCUGAGGUGAAACGGUUUUUAUUUGAAUUGCCGAAACUACGAAUUGACUCGAAGUCUAAUAUCUUGUACCAUUGGUCACAAGUGGUGCUCCCGCAAGAAUUCCGUAGACGUGUGUUCAAAGAGUUACAUGAGGACAUGGGUCACCUGGGAUCGGAGAGAGUCUUGGAUCUCGCGAGGGAACGGUUUUACUGGCCAUACAUAAGAAGGGUCAUCGAGCACUUUGUUACCACGUCUGCGGCUGCUUAAGACAGAAACGACCCAAUUUACCAACUCGAGAAUCACUUCAAUCCAUUACCACAACUUCCCCCUUUCAGCUUAUUGGUAUCGACUUUGUCCAUCUUGAACGUAGCUCGGGAGGUUAUGAAUAUAUAUUAGUAGUGGUUGACCACUUUACAAGAUACGCACAAGCAUAUCCUAUUAAAAACAAAGCGGGGAUUACGGCCACUGACAAGAUAUACAACGACUUUAUUCCCAGAUUUGGAUUUUCUGAACGAAUUCACCAUGAUCAGGGUAAAGAAUUUGAGAAUAACUUGUUCAAUAGGUUAGAGAAGUUGUCAGGAGUUGGUCAUUUGCGUACAACUCUCUAUCACCCACAAGGAAAUGGCACAGUGGAACGCAUGAAUAGGACACUUCUUGGCAUGCUUACAAGCCUUCCUGAACAACAUAAAUCAAACUGGAAAGAUCACGUUGCGAAGUUAGUACAUGCGUACAAUUGUACUCGUCAUCAAACAACUGGUUACUCUCUGUUUUUCUUGUUGUUUGGUUGAUCUCCGCAAUUGCCAAUUGAUCUUGCAUUUAAGAUGGAAAAGGCAAAUGAUCCAACCGGGUACCCUCAGUACAUUGCCAAAUGGAAAACAGCAAUGCAGAAGCAUACGCGAAAGCUUCAACGGCAGCGAACAAGAACGCAAAACGGGGAAAGAAACAAUACAACAAGAAAGCUCGAUCAACAAUGUUAAAUGAAGGAGACAAAGUUUUGGUUCAUAAUCUCUCGCCUAGAGGAGGCCUGGGAAAGCUACGAUCUUUUUGGGAGGAGGAGGUGCACAUAGUGGUGUCAAGAAAAGGGCCAGACAGCCCUGUGUAUGAAGUUCGAUCAGAGUCCAAGACAACAAAAAAAAACCGUACACUACACCGAAACAUGUUACUCCCAUGUGAUUACCUCACAAGCGAAUCAGCCAAACCAAAACCUCGACAACACAGAAUACCUGUUCAAGACACAUCCAUUGGCGAGAACGUUGUUGACUCAUCCGAUGACGAAGAUGAAUUUCCUUCCGUGUCACGUCGGUUACGAGUGGAACUGCAAAAUUCGAGUGAUGUAAAACGACCAAUCGUGAAACAACCAGAAACUCAACAACACCAAUCAAGCGGGGUUGAGGAUAAUGUAAAGCUAAGCGGUUCUGAAGAUAAUACAGUUCAGGAACAACUUGUAGAUGGCGAAGACCAAUCUGAUGAAGCAGAACCCAAUAACGUUCCAAACAACGAUCCUGUAGCCGGCACAGAAGAAACAGUAGAUGCUAAUGUUGCAAAUCGUCCCCAGAGAAAUAGACAACCCCCACAACGUCUCAUGUAUUAUGUACCUGGACAUGCAGCCUGUUAUCAUUGUGGAGCCAUGAUUUUGCAAUUCCAGCAACCAAUCCCACAACCUUACCAAUUCCAGCAACCAAUCCCACAACCUUGCCAAUUCCAGCAACCAAUCCCACAACCUUACCAAUUCCAGCAACCAAUCCCACAACCUUAUCAAUUCCAACAACCAAUCCCACAACCUUAUCAAUUCCAACAACCAAUCCCACAACCUUAUCAAUUCCAACAACCAAUCCCACAACCUUAUCAAUUCCAACAACCAAUCCCACAACCGUAUCAAUUCCAGCAACCAGUCCCACAACCUUAUCAAUUCCAACAACCAGUCCCACAACCCUAUAAUUUCCAGCAACCUGUUCCUCAACUUUAUCAAGUCCCGAUGCCAACACAACAUCCAUGGUCUUACAACUACCACAUGUUUCCCAUGCAGUUGUGAUAGGAUACGAAGACUGAGUUGAAGUCAGUAAUAUCAUUAUAUUAUAUUGCUAUUUUAAAAUUAAAAGAGAAAAAAACUUGGUUGAAAGUUCCAUGUCCAAGGAUUUGUUGAUCCAGACUAUCUGAAGUAUUACGGAUACCUAAGAAAAUCAAUUAUAUUAAGAAGUUAUUAGAGACUCGGCAACGGAAAAGUCUGAUCAACCCAACCACUGUCCUAUUGGAAUAGGACGUUACGCCAAACGAACUGUGAUGUAAACGAAGACUGAUUUAGAGUUAAAAUAGAUACUCGCAAAUAAGACAAAUGCCACAGGAUGCCAUUUGUUUAGUGGGGGAGAGUGUUAGACAGUGUUCGAUGAACAGUUAGUAUAACAUGACGUUUAUAGAAAUGCGAUAGGGUCAGUAGGACCACGGGUGAAAAACGUAAUGAGCCUGUUUAAGUAAACAAAACGAUAUAUAUAGUUUUUAAAGGUUUUACUUUGUAUGUUAAAAGUAAAAUAAAAGUGGACAAACCAAGAAAGAGUAUGGUGGCCUAGGAAUGCCAUUAGAAAUAUCUGUUAACAAUUGCAUAUUUUGUAUGAAAAAAUUUAAAAUGAAAAAAAUAUUAAAUAAGAAAAAUAAAAUAAAUAUUAAAUAAAAUAUUUUAAAAAUAUUAUAAAGUUUUUUCAAAUUUUAUCCUAAUUUUUUUGUUGUUUUUAUUUCAAAGUGAAACAAAAAAAAGUAGAUAUGGCCUAUCAGUGCCAUAAUUUUUUUUUGGAAAAAAAAAAAAAUACCAGUGGCCUAUGAGUGCCAUAAUUUUUUUUUUGAAAAAAAAAAUUACCAGUGGCCUAUGAGUGCCAUAAUAUUUUUUUUUGAAAAAAAACAUUACCAUUGGCCUAUGAGUGCCAUAGACCAUAAUGCAAUUCAGGCUUCAAAGAGAGAGGGUAAAUAAUAAAUAUGGCUGCCGACCGCAUCAGAAAUGGCGAUUGGAUAGGUGACCUCGAGCUCAAAAUGACUUAACCGAUUAUGUAAAGCGAAAUUGGCGGAAAAAGGAGAUAUUGGACUUUAUUCAGACAAAGUACCCCAUGUACGCUUGGAGUGAGCGGACUUUGUCCCGCAGAUUACAAUAUUUUGAUACUAAAUUCACUGAUUACGAGGUAGAUGUUGCUACUGUAGAGGAAGCAGUAAGGAGAGAACUAGAGGGCCCUGGACAACUUCUCGGAUAUCGUGCAAUGCAACAAAAGUUACGGGAGGUUCACGGUCUCAGUGUACCUAGAGAUCUCGUGUACGCAGUGAUGGGGAAUUUAUGUCCUCAAGCACUAGAAGCUAGAGGGGGUGUAGGAAAGGCAAAACGACCCAAGAGGAAUAGUUCUUUUGUCACAGGGGUAUGUAUUUCGUUAAAAAAUGAAACGUGGAGUGAAGUCAGUAUGAAUUGCUAAAUAAACUUUCUUGUUCUAAAAAUCAAUAGGGAGCAGACUGUACUAUGUCUCUGGACGGCCAUGAUAAGCUCUGUGGCUAUCAGAAUUCUACAUUUCCACUCUGUAUAUAUGGUGGGCAAGACACAUACACUGCUCGCAUCAACUUUUUAAGAAUUUGGACAACAAACAGCAAUCCAAAAAUUAUUGGAAGAUUUUACAUGGACUAUCUUUGUGAAAGAAGAGGUAUAAAACCUGCAUUGGAAUGUUUAAAACUGAAUUAUGCAUCAAUCAAAUCCAAGCAUGCACACCCCCCCCCCCGGGCUACCCCGGGGCAUUUUCCUAUAAAGCACGUCCCGGGGGUUGGGCAUUUGAACUCAAACCUUUGCCCGGGGGCAGGGCAUUUGAAAUUAAGAAUUUGGAUGUGCACUAUAGUCGCUAAAGCAUGAUGAAAACGCGCUAGAGUAUGACGUACAAUGCUUGGUAGCCUGCAACACAGGCGAAAUACUUGGGUGAUAUACUUGGCCGAUCGAAGAAAGUAUUCUCAUUUAUAUUUUCAGGUAAUUGGAUAAUCUGCUCUUCUUAGCGAAACAGUCCAGCUGUCCCCGGGGUGGUGGAUUUGCUACUGAUUUUUUACCCCACUGCCCGGCAUUUUCACGUGUUUUUUAUUCCCGCCCCCCGGGAAUUGUCAAAAUCCCAGGGGUUUGCCCGGGGAGGGUGAUGGGCACGCUUGGAUUUGACUGAUACAUUACAUCCGAAGCUACACAUGUUUACUGCCAUUGCUUUGGCCAGACAAUUACAUUUUCUGGCCAAUAAACAUGCUGUACUGGUUGGCUGCUCUGCCCACUAUGCCAGUAAACUGCAUAUUUUGCAUAAAAAAUGAGGACGCAAUUUGCUUAAAUGCAACCAAGCUCGCGACAUGACAAGGCCGAUAACGUGUUGUUUUUAGAUUUAGUUUUCAAAAGUACCUUUUCACAUUCGUAUAUUUGGGGCCUAUCCAGGUUUUGCUGAAGGUUUAGGAUUGUGAGGGUUUCAAACAUUUUUUGACCCAGUCAGCUUCCGAUAAUGGAAGUGGUCCUGCGGGUUGCAAUGUAAAAAGUUGAAUCUGAUGGUUCGUUAUUAAUUGAUUUUUUCUAUGUACGUAUAUAGUGUAUUUGUCUGACAUUUAGGGAUCGCAGUAAUUGGUGCAAGCUGUUAUGAUUGCCCUACCAGUUUUUUUUGUGUUAAUGUUGUUUAAAUCUGGCAAAGUUAAUAAAUUAAUUGAAUUAAUUUAAUUAAAUUAAUCUUUCUAAUUUCUAAUAGUUGUUUAAUUAAAGCUAUACAUGUUCUAAUUUUGAAAAAAAUAAAAUCAUUGUAAAUAUUAUGAUUACUGGUUUAAUUUAAUUUGUUCUCAUUGCAUCAUUUGCAUAGUGCUUCCCCUAAAUGUAAGAGUGGACAGAGGGACAGAAACAGGAAUAUUAACCACAAUGCAUUGCUUCCUACGAGAGAAGUUUGAAGAUCUUGAUGAUCCAACUGAUUCUGUUAUCUUUGGGCCAUCUACCCAAAACAAGAUUGAAAGGUGGUGGCGUGAACUUCUUGAAAGAAUGGAGAGGUUCUUCAAGAAUCAAUUAUCAUCACUGGUUGAAGAUGGAAAUUAUUGUCCCGAUGAUGCAACCGACAGGUGAUAUGGAAAUUUACUGUCUCUUUUUGCUAAAUCUUGAGUAAUUUUAUGAUUCCAUAAUGACCCAAAAAUUAUCCUUUACAGUACUCCUUUACGGUGCAUUGGGUCGUUCCAGAAAAGAUCCACACUCCCCUCACGGAGGAAAUUUCUGCUGUCCGGAGGGGGAGGGGAGAAAAAAUUGUUUCUGAUAAUAGUAAAUGUAUUAGAACAUCCGAAUGGGGUGGGGGGCGGGUGUUAACUUCCAAUUUCCUCCGUGGGGGUGGUAUGGAUGUUUUCUGGAAUGACCCAUUGCAUUUUUAAAAAGGUCUUAUACUCUACCAAAUUUGUUGAACACAGUUAGAAGGCAUAGAACUGCAAAUGUUAUAUCUAUCUAUCUAGGAACCUUUUGGCAUAUAUAUAUGUCCCUGUUCUGCAAAAAGAGUUGGACAUAUUUCGAGUAUCAGUGUGGAAUAAUCACCGAAUGCGUAAGCAACGAGACAAAGAACUACCUACUGGGGUACCAGAACACAUUUACCACUACCCAGAUGAAUAUGGAGAAAGGUGUGGGCUUGCCCUCACAGAUGAACAACUCCAAGAAGUGGCAGCAGUAUCAAGUGUUCUUGAUGGAACUAAUGACUAUUUAGAUGAAGCGUUCCGUAAUGAAUGUGAAAGACAUGUUCCUAACACUGAUGACAUUGAACCAUCACAAGCUGCAAAUGCAUACUUAUAUUUGAAAGCUAAUUUUGAUGAAGCCAUAAUGUAAAUAGUCCAGUUUUCACAUUUUACUGAUUAUUAAAAACAUUGAAUUGAACAUGGAAAUAUCUCAAAAAGAUCAAUGCAAAUCUUCAGUUCCAAAAAUAUCAACAUAAACAUAUUAUUUUAAAAGUUCUUAGCACUUUGGUUGUUUUUCCAACAGCAUCUAGACUAACGCAUCUAGACCAACAUCUAGACUAAUGCCUGUAUUCUAAAAGCACACUCACACUCGAUGAGUGGAGGUUCAAUAUGAGCUUCUCUUGAGUGUCAAUGAUGUUUUGGGGUAGCUGGAGGGUGAGUAGUCACAUAGUAAGGUACGACACUGACCCUCUAGCUAUUCAAACACAGCAAUGACACUCUAGAGAAGCUCAGAUUGAACUUCCACUCAUUGAGUGCGAGUGAGCUUUUAGAAUACGGGCAUAAGAGUGACUCAUAUCUGGCACACAUCAAUGUGAAUCCUGUGAUAGGCCCAGGGAGGGAGGGAGGGAGGCCAGGGUAGUGGAAGAUGGAAUUUUAACCCAAAGUCACUGCAGCAAUUUAAAUUCCUUUUCUUACACAGACCUUUAAUCCUCCCUCUGGGCAUAAAACAUUGAUAAGUGCAUAACACAACCACAACAUUAGAAUUUUACAUAUACAGUAUUCAAUGCCAGAUUAAUACCUUCUUAAAAUUUGUCAAUAACAUAGUCUAGUCAGAGUGAAUAGACAGUAAAUUACAGAACUUGUUGCAGCUGUGAUUGGCAAAGAAGUUUCCAAUGGCCUCAGUCGACAAGUUACCGAUACAGAAAAAUAGUGAGUCAUCUUUGGGAUCAGUUAGACCAGAGGAUGCAAUUUCUGGAUCACACAGUUGAUAAUCCACUCCCUGAAUGUCUGUGACCAUCAACUGCUUCUUUGAACGCACAUAAGUGUAAUGGACAAAUGCUUCAGCUUUUAACACAAUUUCAGAUGCUUCUUCUCCAGCUUGUAAACAUAUCUCCCCAUCAUUGUUGAUAAAUUUCUCAAAUGUCCCCUCAAGAAAUGUUUCCAGAGUAACAUAUUCCUCAUUUAGAACCGAGUAGUACACCUUGUUGUAACGGAAGGUCGAGCCAAAUUCCAAGCAUGGUACUUCCGAGGCCAUGUUUUGGGCAAAGUUUCUUGCCAGAGCAUUGAGCUGUACAGCUUUCCUCGUAUGUGCCUCAAGCGAUCCAAAUAAUUCUGUGAUUUCGUCGGUUUUAUCUUUCAAAUAUUUCUUCAAGACGUAUUUGCCAGUAGGAAGGCCACUCAAUACAUUCGCUACGUAAGCUUCUCGAAAUGAUCCUUUAGCAAAUGACAUUCUACGAAGGGAUAUUUUAACUUCAACAGGCAUUAACCAUUCCAUGUUAGCUAUCGAAAACUCCUCCAAAUGUAAUGUAAUUAUGUCAGAAUCCGGAUUUAUGACCUUUCCAAUUUUCAGCAUCUUACUAAGUGAAAUAGAUGGCGCCACAGACAUGUGCAAUCGUGAGCUCAAAUUUUCAGAUCUCGCCGUUACAUUUGUGUGCAUACUUCGUUUCUUUGGGCUAUGUUUGGUAGGCUCACUUUGACGGCUGACGGCAGGGACAAGGUUUUGAGCGCCUUCAAUGAAUCGCACGUGUAUCACUUUCCAAUUUUUUAUUUGAGAUGUGCUUGUAUACGAUGGGCCACGUUCACCAGCGAGUACAUCGCAUUCCGAUUCAGUAUCAAAAUGAACUUUGCAUGCAUCCUUAAUGGUUUCUAGUGUGGCUUCUUUGUCUUCAAUUGGCACCCAUGUCAAGGGUCCAAUUCGCGUGUACUUCUGACAUUUGCCUUCGACAUUGGCAGAUAAACGCUGCACGGUUAUACCACCUUCAACAUUAAAAGAUUGAUUUUUCUCGCCGUGAGAGUUCUUUCCUCUCUUUUUUGCGAUUUUAUCUUUAUAAUUAUCCCAGUUUUGGCGUCUUUUAGCCGACAUAUUUAUAAAUAUUUAUAUUCACAGAACUGCAGAUACCUUUUACUGUAAAUAUAAAACUAAAAAGCGCGUGCUUUCAGGUCCAGGUUUGUUUCAAUUUCAAGGUGGCAAAUCUAAGGCAAACCGCCCGCCUGCGAACGGGCAUUAUGGUCCACCGUCUAUGGCACUCAUAGGCCACUGGUAAUUUUUUUUUUCAAAAAAAAAAUUUAUGGCCCUCAUAGGCCACUGGUAAUUUUUUUUUUCAAAAAAAAAAUUAUGGCACUCAUAGGCCACUGGUAAUUUUUUUUUUUCAAAAAAAAAUUUAUGGCACUGAUAGGCCAUAUCUACUUUUUUUUUGUUUCACUUUGAAAUAAAAACAAAAAAAAAAUUAGGAUAAAAUUUUAAAAAACUUUAUAAUAUUUUUAAAAUAUUUUAUUUAAUAUUUAUUUUAUUUUUCUUAUUUAAUAUGUUUUUCAUUUAAAUUUUUUUCAUACAAAAUAUGCAAUUGUUAACAGAUAUUUCUAAUGGCAUUCCUAGGCCACCAUACAUGUUCUCUGUUCGUUGAGAAGUUCAUAAUUCUCAGGACACGCUUCUGAAGGACUAAAAUUUUAUUAAUAUACAUUUGAGCUGCUUGACCCCAAACUACUAGUCCAUAAGUUAAAUAUGGAUAUAUAAGAGAACGAUAAAUGUUCAGUAAAAUUGGUAGGGGUAAAUAAUACCUUAAUCUUGAUAUUAUGCCGAUUGUUUUGCUAAUCUUUAAACUAAUAUAAUCUAUGUGCGCUUUCCAAGAUAAAUUGCUGUCCAAUAAAAUACCAAGGUACUUAAUAAGUCUUUGAUUCAAGCGAAAUCCGAGUACCAGAUUUAUGAUCGAAGACUUUGAGAUUAGGAGUAUAAUCAAGCUUUUUUUAUGAGAAAUGAAAUAAGACAUAAUUCGAUUUCUUAAUAUUUAAGGUCAGUUUAUUUGCAAUUAGCCAGUCAGAAACAUGUUCCAAUUCUUUAUUGACAACUUUCUGAAGUGAUUUUAAGUUUUUGUCUGCAUAGAGUAUAUUAGUAUCAUCAGCAAAAAAGGAAAAAUGCAAAUUAUAGAUGAAUAAUGCAUAUCAUUAAUAUAUAUUAAAAAAGUAUAGGCCCUAGAACUGAGCUUUGUGGAACACCGCAUAAUACGAGCUCUUUAUUUGAAAUUUUUGAGUUUAUUUGAGUUGUUUGUGAUCUUCCAUUGAGAUACGAACAAAACCAGCUAUUAAUAAAACCCCUUAUGCCAUAAUAAUUUAAUUUACUGAGAAGAAUUGUAUGGUUAAGGGCCAUUUCAUUUAAUGUCCACACCCCCCCCCCCUACGGAUGAGUUUUUCUGAAGGGUGACUCAAGAAGUCGUUUCUGAGGGGUUAAGCAUGUCGGCAUCCUUUGAUCUCUUCGAUUUUUCUGAGGGGUAAGGGGAAAAUUUACAAAUUUCUGAGGGGUGUUCUGUGUCGGCACUUUCAUCUUUGUUUCUUAGGGGUUAAAGUUUUACGGACCUCAUCCGUAGGGGGGGUGUGGAUAUUAAAUGGAAUGGCCCUAACAGUGUCAAAUGCUUUUUGUAAAUCUAUAAAAAUACCACAAGAAAAUAACUUAUUGUCCAUAUUAUUUUUAAUUUUACUAACUAUAUCUAUAAGGGCAUGCUGUGUUGUGUUUCUCACAGAAACCAUAUUGUGUAGAAAAUAAGGUAUUCUUUUUCAGAAAAGAGGCAAUCCUGUUGUACAUCAGCUUCUCGUAAAUUUUAUUAAUAUUUGAGAGAAGAGAGAUAGGCCUAUAGUUUCCUGGAUUUUCGUCAUCGUCAUUUUUAUAUAUAGGUUCAAUUUUGGCAUAUUUCAACUUACUCGGGUACUUUCCAAUUUCUAUUGAUCUGUUUAUAAUUCUAGAUAGAGGUAUGGAUAAAACAGCUAGAUUGAGCACUUUUUAGGAUUCUUGCUGGAAAUGAGUACAACCCAUAAGCUUUAUUGUAAGAUAAUAGUUCUAUUUCAUUCUGUAUUUCCUCUGGUGUAAUUGGACUGAAUGAAAAAGAUCCAGACGGGGUGGGUCUCUUUAAAUAUUCAUGAUAAGCUCGAUGAAGGCAGCUGGGAUGUUAGCUUAUCACCAACAGUUGCAAAAUGUUUGUUAAAUAUGUUAGAAAUCUCAUAUGGGUCUUUAGUUAUCCUACCAUUAUUAGGUCUUUUAACUUGAGUAAUAGUAUGUUUAGUUUUCCUUUUUGUUAUUUAAUAAAUUAUUAAUUUCCUGCCAUGUUUUCUUCAUAUUGUGUAUAUUAUUAGUAAAUAAGUUAUGAUAAUAUUGCUUCUUAUUUAUACGAGUUUAAAUGGAGAUCUUGUUUCUAUAGAUUUUAUAUGUUUCUAUGUUACCUGAAGAUAAAAGCUUAUUUUUCACCUUUAUCGAUUUGAGUAAGCCCUUUGUUAUCCAUGGUUUUAAAAGCUGUUUUGUUUUACGUUUAGAUAUGGACUUUAAUG